This is a messenger RNA of Oldenlandia corymbosa var. corymbosa, 3627 nucleotides long. NCBI's taxonomy places the organism in Eukaryota, Viridiplantae, Streptophyta, Magnoliopsida, Gentianales, Rubiaceae. The record is from the annotation of a GenBank genome assembly.
GAUAAAUAAAAAAAUAAAAAAAUCCAAUACAAAAACCCCCGCAGAAAUCGCAAAUCCCUCCAUUUUUUUUCACCCAAGAAACUCUCAACGGUCAUGCUCCACCACGUCCCCCAAGCCGACUCAGACAGAACCACCACCCUUUCUCAUCCAAUUUUCUCAAUAGCCUCCAUUUUCUCCAUUCUCCGACCUCUUUUCUGAGUUUUGAUUCAGCGAAAACUUGGUAUAUUUGAUCGUCAAAUAGUUCCCGUUGGUUAUAUCUUGGAAGCUAUUGUCACAAGUUAUAUAUAAAUUUAAAACAUCGGAGAAAGAAUUGAAUGAAGCCGAAGCGGAAUCCGAUAUCAUCAUCGGAGUCCGCCAUGGAAGAUGAAUAGGAUAUUCACGAGGCCGGCGUCCCACUUCCGCCACAUCCGGCGAACAAUAACCACCCACCACAACAGCACCGGCAUCCACAAACAGCCCAUCAUCCUUGCGGCGGAUCAGCCGCAGCAGCUGGUGAACAUCCUAUGGCGGCAUCAAAUCCUCGAUCCCAACGGCGAAAUCAUCAAUUGGUGGAACCACCUCUUCCUCAUCACCUGUCUCGUCUCCCUCUUCAUCGAUCCCCUGUAUUUCUACCUCCCUUACGUCGGUGGCCCGGCUUGUAUGUCUACCGACAACCGGGCUUCCCCGGCAAUCACCGCUUGCCGGACCUUCACUGACCUUUUCUACCUCCUCCACAUCCUCAUCAAGUUCCGCACCGCUUUCGUUGCCCCCAAUUCUAGGGUCUUUGGCAGGGGAGAACUCGUCAUGGAUAGCACAGAAAUCGCAAAGAGAUAUCUCAGAACUGAUUUCGUGGUUGAUUUAGCUGCUUUUCUUCCAUUACCCCAGAUUGUCAUCCGGUAUGUUAUUCCAGCCACGAAAAAUCGAGGAUCUGGUCGUAACAACAAUACCCUUUCCCUAAUUGUGCUCUUACAAUACAUCCCACGGCUGUUUGUUAUAUUUCCUCUGAAUCAGCGGAUAAUCAAGUCCACAGGUUUUAUCGCUAAGACUGCUUGGGCUGGAGCUGCGUACAACCUCCUUCUCUACAUGUUAGCCAGUCAUGUUCUCGGGGCUUCGUGGUAUCUGGCAUCCAUUGGACGGCAACACUCUUGUUGGAAGGAGCAGUGCAAGAAGGAGUUUACAGCUUUUCCUCCUUGUUCUUAUACAUUUCUGGAUUGUGACAGUGUUGCUGGGAACCUGGAGCGGAACUACUGGCUCAAUGCCACAAAACUUAUCACUCGUUGCGAUGCUAAAAAUGAUGAUUCGGACUUCAAAUUUGGAAUGUUCGCGGAUGCAUUCACCAGCGAAGUUGCUUCAUCGUCAUUCAAGGAGAAGUAUCUUUAUUGCCUUUGGUGGGGUUUGAGAAAUUUGAGUUCAUAUGGGCAAAACUUACGGACCAGCACCUAUCUCGGAGAGACUUCAUUUUGCGUUGUCUUAUGUAUUGGUGGUUUAGUUUUGUUUGCAAGGUUGAUUGGCGACAUGCAGACCUAUUUGCAAUCUAUGACGGUUAGACUUGAAGAGUGGAGGGUUAAGAAAAGAGAUACAGAAGAAUGGAUGAGGCAUCGACAGUUACCUCCAGAACUGCAAGAACGUGUUCGCCGUUUUGUGCAGUAUAAAUGGCUUGUGACAAGGGGGGUCAACGAAGAAUCCAUCCUGCAAUCGUUGCCUUUGGAUCUACGUCGUGAAAUUCAGCGACACCUUUGCCUCAACCUAGUUCGACGAGUCCCCUUCUUCGCGCAAAUGGAUGAUCAACUACUUGACGCCAUAUGCGAACGACUGGUCUCAUCUUUAAGCACGGAAGGCACCUACAUGUUUCGAGAAGGAGAUCCAGUGAAUGAGAUGCUAUUCAUCAUCAGGGGUCAACUUGAGAGCUCCACGACCAAUGGUGGAAGAUCGGGAUUUUUCAACUCCAUCACACUUAGACCUGGUGACUUUUGUGGGGAGGAAUUACUGACGUGGGCCUUGGUUCCUAACUCGAACUUAAACUUGCCCUCUUCAACAAGAACUGUACGUACACUAACUGAAGUAGAAGCUUUUGCCCUCGGAGCUGAAGAACUCAAAUUCGUUGCAAUGCAAUUCAAACAUCUUCAUAGCAAGACGCUGCAGCAUGCGUUUAGGUACUACUCUUCUCAAUGGAGGACGUGGGGAACCUGCUAUAUUCAAGUUGCUUGGAGAAGGUUUAAAAGAAAGAAGCUAGCAAAAGAGUUGGCUCUGCAAGAAGAUCUUUAUUACAGCAACAACAACUAUGCAUACGACGGGUUUGAGGAUGAAGAUAAAGAGGAUUCUGCUGAUGGAAACAAUGGUCAACAACUUGGAGCUACAAUAUUGGCUUCGAAAUUUGCAGCAAACACCAGAAGAGGGGCUAUCCCCAAAGUCCCUGUGGCGCCUGAUCCUUCUUCUUCAAGCCUAAAGAUGCCCACGUUAUUAAAGCCGGAUGAGCCUGAUUUCUCUCUAGAUUGAGGAAGGACUAGUUUAGUUCAAACAACAGAUGUUAAUGAUACGUUAGUUAGGUGUAUAAAUAUAUGAUCUUUUUUGUAAAUUUAAGUAGGUGUUAGGAAGUUUUAACUGUUGACAUACAAGAUUACUCAUAUAAAGAGCUUCGGGAAAGGAAGCAGUACAUGGUCCAUUUUCUGCUGUAAGCUGAAUGAAUGGUGAAGCAUGACUAACAUGUCCUUCAAAUUCUAGUCUCUACCAGCAAAUUGGAGCUAAAACAGCUUAUGAUCCUUCAAGCAACAGGGCUAGAUGCUCUGGCCAUGGUUGACAAUUGAAGAGCCUCUUCUAACUCAUCAACAACUUGGUCCAUGGGAGGCCUUAGCUUCUGCGAUGGUGAGAUGCAUGCCAAAGCCAGCUCAAAUAUGAGCACAAACGCUUGGGUUGAAUACUCACCCUCAAGUCUUGGAUCUGCAAACUCGAAUUUCUUGCCUUCUCUGGCGAUCAAUUUUGCCUGAUCGAAUGAUUUGAUUUUUUUCACCAACACAAAAACGAUACCGAAUGUGAGAGCCAGUUGUUUCAUUUAACCAAUUAAGGAAAACUUUUGCCUUACAGUUUUAUCCAAUCGUUGAGGUUCCUUCAUAUCAAUGUCUAUGGCUUUUCUUCCAGAAAGCAGCUGCAGAAGAACUACUCCAAAGCUGUACACGUCGCCAGCCGAUUGACUCUUCGGUUGCUCUGGUACUCAGGAUCAACAUAACCAAAAGUUCCUCUCACUUCAGAGCUGGCAUGGAUUUCACCCAACUUCAUAAUCUUGGACAAUCCAAAAUCGGAAAGCUUAGCUUCAAAGUUUGCCCCAAGCAGGAUAUUUGUCGGCUGCAAUGCCAAAAUGAAGCAUAAGGAAUCAGGUCUUUUGCUUUCUAAAAUCAACAAUAAUUUUAAAGGAGUUUCCUAAAUGAUGAACUUGCCUUGAUGUCCCGGUGAACAAUGCAUCCUUGAAAAUAUGUAUGCAGAAAACAUAGCCCGCGAGCAGUGUCAAUAGCAAUUUUAAUCCUUUGAAUCCAUGAAAGGACUUGAUCUUCACGGCCUGUUUUCGUUUCAAAAUGAAACUGAUGGAUGUACUGCGUACAUGAAAAUGAUAUGGACAUAAUAACAAGAAAACUUACCGAAUAGCCAUUCCCCCAG